AUGCCGUACAAUACGCGCCGCAAAUCGCUGUCCCUGCCCAGCCUGGGUAUACAUAUUCCUGUAACCCACGCUGCUCGCGCUGCCGCUGCCUCAUUAAAAGCCCCGAGGCGACCAUCCUCCUCUUCCUCCUCUUCAUCGUCAUCAUCAUCGCCGGCUACGUCGGCGCAUCUUUCAGACUCUAUAGCCGACCUCAUGGACUCGCAUCCAAGCAAACGCCUCAAGCGAUCACACGGGGUCGCCUCUACACCCGCCGAAGCCAUCAUCGAGCAAACGCCGCCUCCCUCACCAACUCCCGCCACAAGUGUCGAGAUGUCUGAUGCGGACUUGAUGCCCAAGGUGGACCUUGAAGGCAUUAAUGAUGAUAUUGUCGAGGCUUCGAUUGUCCAGUUAGAGUCGACUGCUAAUAGGCCGCACCUCAUCAAAGAGUUGGCUACUGUUCUAACACAAACAUUGACAUCCGUCCAACAGUCUGCCAAUCCAUGCGCCAUCAUUUCCUCCCGCUUGACUUCUUACAUGAAACGGCCAUGCUGGACUGCUCUUGCUCCCUGCCCCCUGGCCAAAGAACUCGAGACCGUUCACCCCCGCCGCACGUACUUUUUCCUCACCACUUGUCCGCGACAGCCUCUCCCGGAUCCCAGCAUCACCCAGCCAAUCCAUCAUCCCGCUAUUGUUACUCCAUCGGUGUCCUUGACUGAUGAUUCGGGCUCCGAUGAUGCUGAUGCUCGCCGAAGAGACCUGAGCCCUUCUCCAGAAGUGGACCUUUCAUCGCCAGAGUUUGACGAUAUGGAGGACGACGCAGGCAUGCCAAUCACACCCAUAGGGUCAUUUAAAUCCCACAGCACCCAGCUGAGACAUGGUCGAGACUUGCGCCGCGACUCACCGCCUUUAGAAACUGAUGAGCGCGAGUUCACACAAACGGCAGAUGUUCUGCAAAAACGCAAGUUCACUAACGACGAUGUCUCUGAAGGUCCUGAGGCUGCUGAACGUGGCUCUACUAUUGAGUAUGGCUACCGCGACGAGAUCUGGUUUGGUGACCGUGCUCUUUCAACGGCCGCCUUCCUGACCAGCCCGGCCAUCAAACCGAGCCCCCUGUCAACCAUGCGCAAAGAGGACGACGCUGACAGCUGGCUGAAGCUCAAUAAACUCUUUGAAUGGGAUAGACCCGCGGAGAGCAUCGAAAUUGAUGAGCUUGACUGCCUCUUGGACGCCUGCUAA
Messenger RNA from Pochonia chlamydosporia 170, 1215 nucleotides. Its product is annotated as mucin. The transcript is spliced from 2 exons. Lineage: Eukaryota; Fungi; Ascomycota; Sordariomycetes; Hypocreales; Clavicipitaceae. The record is from RefSeq and is a predicted model, not a curated record. The coding region runs from base 1 to 1215 and encodes 404 amino acids.